This is a messenger RNA of Clonostachys rhizophaga, 1164 nucleotides long. The record is from the annotation of a GenBank genome assembly. NCBI's taxonomy places the organism in Eukaryota, Fungi, Ascomycota, Sordariomycetes, Hypocreales, Bionectriaceae.
AUGGGAAAUCCAUCGCAGAUAUAUCGCCUAAUCGAUCGCGAACUCAAGCGCCGAGGCGAUUUGCGCGACGUCGACGACCUCUCUGACUUUGAAUUCAACUAUGUAUAUCUCGACGCCGUGGAGGGGUCGUUAGAGUUCAUGGAGGACACAGAUCCUGAGAUGUCCACACUACAGUCUCUCUCCGACCAGCAGACCAAUCCCAGCUUCCUCCAGCCGCAGAUAUAUAGCUCCCAGUCUUCAUCCUGGGCACCUUUUGUCAACAAAAAUAGGACACUUAGGCGAGGAGAUAGCCUUAAAAUCGCAUCCUGGAACUUACUUUUCUCUGCCCCCGCCGCCGCAGCUCGUACCUCUGCCGCCAUCGCCUAUCUGCGCACCAUGUUUGGACAACAGCCUCACAACCUCGUGGUGAUGUUACAAGAAAUAUGUCAAGAAUCGUUCAAUGUUAUCUUGAAGGACAAGUGGGCUCAAGAAAACUUCGUCCUCUCCAAUACGGAGCCAGCAUACUUUCAACCAAGUCGAUAUUUUACUCUCAUGAUGGUUUCGAGAAAUUUGCCAAUAUCGAACUGCUUUCGUGUUCCCUUCAUCUCCCAAAUGAACAGAGAUGCCCUUGUGGUUGAUAUUCCCUUAUAUGGGUACAAUGGCCACGAAGGAUCAAAAUGGUCACUCCGCCUGUGCACAACCCACCUUGAAUCACUCUACACAGGAAAAGAGUUCCGUUCUCGUCAACUAGUCCAAGUAUCAGCGCUUCUGAAAGGCGGCUCAUCCCAGGGGCAGAUAGUCUAUGGUGGGCUGGUCGGCGGCGAUAUGAAUCCGGCUGAUCGGUCUGAGCACGACACUCACCGAGCACCUGAGGUUGACCUUAAGGACGUUUGGGAGGAUGAGCCGGCGCCGAUACCACCGGUCUUGAAGCCCUUCCAGAAAGAUAUCACAUAUGGUAAAGCCAGAGGAAAUACGUGGGGCUACCAAUCUAACAGAGCCAGAUCACGAAGACGAUUAGACAAGUUUCUCUACACAGGGUCUAUCGAGACGUUUGCGCUGAGUGAAGCUCAGGACACCACUGGAAAAUUGGGUCGCUUUGGAAUAGGGCUGAAAACCAAAGUCGGGUUGGAUGAUGUUUGGGUUAGCGAUCACUUUGGGAUUACUGUCGGUAUCACGGUUGUCUGA